AUGUUGCAAUCACUGAAGUUGAGAUUCAAUGAUUUGCCCAAGACCAUUCCCAAGGAAGUACUCACCGGCCGGCGCCCUGUCAAUCUCUUAGGCGCCGAAGCAUGUGCUUAUGAUGUUGCUGAGGCCCUGGUAUCCGGUGGCGUACUUCCCGAAGCCAUCUACAAUCAUGCUGUGAAACUUUUUGGUCGAGAGGGAGCGGCUGAACUUAUCUACCUAACUGGCGUGUACUGCCUCGUCGCGGUUACGUUGAAUGGGUACGAUGUGAAAGCACCCACAGCGCAUUCUGUUACGCCUGCAGAGACCACCCGUCCAAGUGAGUACCAGACACUCAAUCCAGUGACGGAAAAGGUUGAGAAAGUAUUCCCCGAGACAACAGAUGCAGAGGUCCAGGCCGCAUUGGACACGGCGCAAAAGGUCCACCAAAAUGACUGGCGGCUGCGUCCUGUGACUGAAAGAGCAGGUCUCGUUGCCCAAGCUGCUUUCAUUCUACGUCAACAAUCAGAAAAAUUUGCUCAGCUCAUGACCCGUGAAAUGGGCAAGCUUAUCGAUCAGUCUCGGUACGAAGUUGUCCUCACAGCCGACAUUUUGGAGUACUAUGCCUCUCAUGGAGAGAAGUUUCUGGAGCCCAAACUGGAGCCUGAGGCGCCGGGCGUCGUUCUUGCAACCGAGCCAAUUGGUGUCAUCCUCGCUAUCGAGCCCUGGAAUUUCCCUCUGUACCAACUGGUUCGUGUUGCAGCUCCGCAAGUGGUUGCCGGCAAUGUUGUCAUAUUCAAACACGCCCCCAGCGUCCCACAAUGCGCACUAGCGUUUGCCCACCUCUUUGAGGAAGUGGGCUUUCCCACCGGAGUUUACACCAACUUGCUUUGCACUGUCGAUCAAGUUCAUAUGUUAAUCGAUGACUUCCGCGUUCGUGCAGUAACGCUGACUGGAAGUGAGAGAGCCGGUGCAUCGGUGGCAGAGCGAGCAGGACGAAAUUUGAAGAAGGUUGUUCUUGAACUCGGCGGGAGUGAUCCACUCGUUGUGCUUCCAGAUGCAGACUUGGAGGAUGCCCUCAAUCAGGGUGUCAUGGGCCGUAUGAUCUGCAUGGGCCAGGCAUGUGUCGCCUCCAAGAGGUUCAUCGUCAUCGGUCAAGAACGGGGCAAGCUGUUCCUUGACGGUAUGACUCGGCGUAUGGGAGCUCUACAGGCAGGAGAUCCAGCAGAUAGUAAAACGUCGUUAGGCCCGUUGGUCUCAGAAAGAGCACUGAACGAUCUCCUAGAUCAAAUUGAGAUGGCGAAAGCGAAUGGAGAUCAUGUCGUCCUGGGUGGAAAACGAAUGAAUCGGCCAGGCUGGUACCUCGAACCGACCAUCACCACCGACAUCAGUCCCGAAAAUCCUUUCUUCCAACAGGAAGCAUCCGGUCCAGUAGCUUCUUUCUAUGUGGUUGAUACCGAAGAAGAGGCCAUUCAAUUGGCCAACGCGACUAAGUUUGGACUCGGCGGGGCAGUCUUUGGUGCAGAUGUUAUACAUGCCUAG
Messenger RNA from Rhinocladiella mackenziei CBS 650.93, 1515 nucleotides. RefSeq lists its product as uncharacterized. The coding region runs from base 1 to 1515 and encodes 504 amino acids. The transcript is spliced from 2 exons. NCBI's taxonomy places the organism in Eukaryota, Fungi, Ascomycota, Eurotiomycetes, Chaetothyriales, Herpotrichiellaceae. The record is from RefSeq and is a predicted model, not a curated record. Gene Ontology annotation, molecular function: succinate-semialdehyde dehydrogenase (NAD+) activity.